Condylostylus longicornis is the source of this 4234-nucleotide messenger RNA. RefSeq names its product probable WRKY transcription factor protein 1. The record is from RefSeq and is a predicted model, not a curated record. NCBI's taxonomy places the organism in Eukaryota, Metazoa, Arthropoda, Insecta, Diptera, Dolichopodidae. Bases 405 to 3122 code for a protein of 905 amino acids. The transcript has 2 exons.
AAUAGAAACUUGUCACGAAGCGUACGUACGCUCUUAUUUGUAAUUUUUAAUUAAGGAUAGAAUUUUUUUAUUUCAAGUGAUGCAGUAAAAAUUAAUUUUAGAACUAUUUUCUUAUGGGAUUUAAUAAAAUACAAAUAUUUCAAUAAAUUUUUGAAGAAAUUAAAAAAGGAAAAAGUGCGCGGGAAUUGAUUAUAAUAAUUUGUGUUAACUAGCACUGUCUUAUUUGGAGACUUAAUUUCGUCAUUUACCUGAGAAGUUGUCAAAUCUAAUUGAAGAACUAGAGCAUAUUUAGUAAAUAUUUUUGGAAAAUACAAUUAAAUCAAAUAAUUUUGAAUUUGUUCUCAUAUAAUUUUAUGAUGAAUUUAAGUAAGCGCUAGUAAAUUUAUAAUUGUUUUAAACAAAUAAUGACACCAUCUCGCAAAUUGAAUAGUAAAAAACAAAGCGCUGGAUAUAGACGCUCAGGCAAAUUUCAAAACUUCAAAACAAAACGUUGCUUUAUUCCUAUUAAAAAAUUGAAAAUUGAAAAAUUAAACAUGAGAAAAGUUAGCACAACUGAACAGAGAAGAGACUUUCCAAGCAAGAAGGAUCCUACAGAAAAAAGACCUGAAAUUCGGAUUAUAAAAGCAGUGUCGAAUGCUUCUAGACAAAUUAGUAGAUUAGAGAGUGGCAAAGUAAAAAGUAAUUUAAAUUCAAUUAACAAAAAAUCGGAAGAUAUGCUGUUCCAGGGAUUCAAUUUAAAAUUUUUAAAUAAGGGAAAACCUGUUCAAAUGCAAAACAUGAAGCAGUCUCAGAAAAUUAUUCGUAAAUCACCAGAAAUUAAGAACUUUAAGAAAGUGGACACGAAUAUUAAUGAAAAGCUUAUACCUAAAAAGCAAAUCGAGAGAAAAGUAGUUGAAGAUACACCAAUAAGAUCAAAACGAACUCCAAAGCCUAAUCGGAAGUAUGUAAAUGACAAUUUAAUAACUAAUUUUAAAAGCAAUAAAAUUUCACAAAAAGCUGGUGGUGGUGUUUCGGAUUUUGAUUCUGAGAGCGAUCGAUUCAGUGCAACUUCAAGCGAUGUCGACUCCGAUAUUCUCAGAGAAAGUGAAGAUACCUCAACUGCGGAAGAAGAAUAUGAUAAACCAUCUAAAUCCAAAGCCAAGUUAAAUGUUACAGCAGGCAAUAAAAAGACGAUUAACAUAUCACCAACAUUUAAACCUAAAUUAAGCAAUGACGUCGAAAAAAAUAAACUUAGCCAGAUGGAAAAAUUCAAUCAGAGCAUUAAAAAUAAUCCUGUAGUUAAACAAAUUUCACUUCCAGGAAAAACAAUUAUUUUAAACAAGUAUUCGUAUAACCAACCUUCCAAUAAUCAAACAUUUUUCCAAAAAAAUCAAUUGUCAAAGACAACUAUCGAUAGAUCUCAAAAAACAAAACAACCAUCAUUGGUAGGUGGAUCCGUGGGUUUCGCUCGCAAACGAAAAUUAAACGAACCUACACAACAAAAGGAGAUGACGAAGAUUUCUAAGAUUAAUGAAAAGACUUUUAAAAAAGAUAGUUUUGAUAGUGAUAUUGACUUAAACGAUGAUGACGACAUAAAUAACUCUGAUAUAGACGAUUUUAUUAAAGAAUUAACAGCUCAGAGACAAAUAAAAGUUGUAAAGAAAUUAGCUCAAGUAAGUAAGCGAAGUAAUAGCCCAGGAAAUCGAAAUGCAAAUAGCGUUGCAAAACCAAUGAUAUUAAAUAAAAGUUUGCAACAACCUAAAGAAAAAAAUAAAGUAAAUAAUGAAAGCAAAACAGAAAGUGCACAACAGAUUAAACAAAUAAAAAACGUAGCUAAAAAAGAUAACGACUCUGAAAGUCUCACUCUUGGAAGUGUUAGUGAUUCUGAUAAGGAAGUUUUAGAAAAAAAUAGUGAUCCUUUUGCUAAAACUACAGCCUCUACAUUGGAAGAUUUUGAAAAAAUGCCUACUUUUACUAUAGUCAACAUAAAUGACAUAAUUGGUAAAAAAGGUGAUUUUAUGCUUGAAAAAAUGAAAAACGAUCCCCUCAAAUCGGAGAAAGUUCGUAAUUGUCCAGAUUCAUCUGACGAAAAUGUUCCGUCUAAUAGAAAAAAAACUGGUACAAAAAAUCGUCGUAAGUCAAACCAUACAAAUUUAUUAUCCGAAAAUUUUGACAAAAAUAAAGAUCCACCUCCGAGAACUCCUUUUCCGCCGCAGCGCAAGAGUAAUAACAAAAAACAUCAGUUAAAUACAACAUCUACAUCAAAUCCGUCAAAUAUAAAAAUUUUAAACAAUAAUUUGAAGUUAUCGAAAUCAGUGUCAAGUAGAAGAGGUAAUUUGACUUUAUCAAAUAAAUCUCAAAACAAAGGUCCACCUAGAAUAUUAAAUUCAAUGGUUGCUAAGAAAACAACACCUAUAACAACUUUCAGUACAAAAGUUGAUACAAGGCAUUCGAAUGAUAUGAGCGAUAGCGACAACGAAGUUACUCGAAAAAAACCUAAAGAAAAUAUUAAAAAUCAGUUAUUAAAACAAGUAAAUGAAAAUAAAUUAGAAAAUAAAAAUCAAUCACCAGUUAGUAAUAACAAAAGAAAGUUACCAAGCGAAAAAGUUAUCAUUCAAAGACAAGGCAAUAAAAUAAUCAAAAAAAUAACGUGUUUUGAGACUUGGUAUGUUAUAAAUCUACCACCAGAAACACUUGAAAAAGAAAAUACGAUUAGAAACAUUGUUGAAAUACCUUUAAUAAAUUUGGCAAAUCAAGCUAAAACAAUUGAUUUACCAAAUAAUAAAUGGACGUGUAAGGUGUCUUUGCAAAAAUGUACAGGAGCAAUGGUAUCACAAAAUUCUGAACCAUAUACUGGUGAAAUAUAUGAUGAUUAUAUUAAUCCAGAUGAAAUACAUAAAUAUCGACCGAGUAAUGUUAUGUUUAGAAGACAAGCAUUGCACCCUACCCCAAAAGUACCUUAUGAUAGAGCAGUUAUUUUCAAAAAUAAUACCUUUUUUACAAAUAUUGAAGGUAAAAACGUAAAAUUAUUAGGCGCACCUCAUCAAAUAGAAAAAUUAAAAGAUAUUGAAAUACUUUUAAAUUUAAUUGACGAUUUUUCGUUAAAAAAUCAAUUUGUUGAACUGGCGCCUUAUGUUCCAUAGAUCAAAAAUAUCAAAAUUCAUUCAAUUUUCCAACGUUUACAUACCUACAUUCAUUUUGCCAAUUGAGAUUAAUGAAAGAACGUAACAAACGUACAUAUAUUGAAAUACAUUGUUGAUUUUAUUUACGUUGAAACAUUUUAUGAAAUUUAUUUUAGUCAAAAAUUUGAAAAUUUAAGUACUGUGUAAGUAGUUAACAAUGCGUUUUGAAUUAAGCACAAUAUUUUCAUGUGACUUCCCUUAAUUAAGUUUUGUUUUCAUUGUUUUUUUUUUUUUAAUAUAAAAUUUUGUUUAACAAAUAAUAGAAAUAAUAGAAAAAUUUAUUUUGAUAUAAAAAAAUUACGCGGCGUUUGAAAAUGUAUUUCAAAUAUUUUCACUAAUUUGAAUAUUUAAAAACAUUAAAAAAAUUAGGUUUAAAAUAUAAUGUAAAUAAGGAUUAGCAAAAAAGAAAUCAAUUUUAAUAUAAUUUUUUAAAUUCAAUAAUCUUAGGAAUUUAUUUUUUAAUCUUGUUAAUUAAACAGAAGCUUGUAGCAUGCAAGCAAAUUGAAAUUAACAGUAAGUAAUUUUUUCCUGAACAUCUUAACAAUAACUUUAUUCUUAUAAGGAAAUUGCUUACAUAUUAAUUACUCUUUAAAAGAAAAACUGUUACUGAUGGAAGAGUCAAGAGACUAUAUUAUAAUGGGCUCAGUCAAAUUUUUCUGUAGUUAAUCCAAAAUAGGAAUAAAUUUGAAUAGUAAGAAUUUGGUCUAAACGUGCUACUCGCAGAUUCACAUAAAUGUCAAAAUGAAUGAAGGAAAAUGUGAAUGCGGUAUUUUGGAUGUUUUGCAACACCUCCACAAAUUCAGUAAAUGUGAACUGCUCUUAAGAUAGUUUUACACUACCUGUACUAUUGAAAUUUAUUGGAGUAUCGUACUACUAUCGAGAACAUACUUAUCUACAUGUGUAUACAUAUUUUUUGACAAGGUACUUUUCACAUUUGAAUUGAUCUAUCAUUUUAUGGUACAUCUACAAUAUGAAUGUAAUAAAAUAAGAAAAUUACAUAAUUUUUCAAAAAUAAAAAUAAAUUUUGUUAAAUUUAAAAACAUUGUUGCGGAUUAUAAAAGUUAAGCGAACUU